This is a messenger RNA of Pelobates fuscus (common spadefoot toad), 1325 nucleotides long. Its product is annotated as 5-hydroxytryptamine receptor 3C-like. The record is from RefSeq and is a predicted model, not a curated record. Gene Ontology annotation, cellular component: neuron projection; plasma membrane; synapse. Gene Ontology annotation, biological process: chemical synaptic transmission; signal transduction; nervous system process. Gene Ontology annotation, molecular function: acetylcholine-gated monoatomic cation-selective channel activity; transmembrane signaling receptor activity. The coding region runs from base 39 to 1325 and encodes 428 amino acids. The transcript has 10 exons. Lineage: Eukaryota; Metazoa; Chordata; Amphibia; Anura; Pelobatidae.
UACCUCUGUCCCAAGAAACGCUCAAAUUUUUCUUAAAAAUGUAUUUUCCUGUUGCAUCCGUGUUGCUUGCAUUCAUGGUUUUGGGUGUAGGUCAAUGCCAGUCAGACUGCAGUUACUAUAAUCUUAUAAAGAACUUGGAUCUGGAUAACAACUUAUUUGUUGUGCGCCCAACAAUGAACUGGACAAUUCCAACAAUUGUAUACGUGGACAUGUACUUACAUGCUAUCAUACACAUGGAUAUGAGUGAGCAGACUGUAACCUCGUUUAUAAGGUUUGUCAUGACCUGGACCAAUGACUUUAUUUCGUGGGACCCUAAUCAGUAUUGUGGAAUUGAUAAAGUAAUGAUUACUGGUGAGAAUCUCUGGGAACCAGACAUCAAUGUAUUUGAAACAACUGAAACAGAAGAUAACUAUCCCGUGACGGCAUAUUACACACUUCACUAUGAUGGAAAAAUCACUCAAGAAAAGCCAUUACGAGUUGUUAGCACGUGUAAUUUAGACAUGUUCAAAUUCCCCUUUGACAAACAGCUUUGUAACCUGACCUUCGUUUCUUUUCAGUACCCAGAGGCAGAAAUGGUAAUUUUACCAAAAUCCAAUGCCUCAACUGUGAAUAAAAACACAAAGAGUGUGUUUACAAAUAAAGGUGACUGGAUCCUUCAAGAUAUCUCGGUUAAUAACAGCGAAAUGGAAUAUGGGAGCCUUUCAUAUAGUUAUGUUGUCUAUGGGAUUUUAAUAGAGAGAUUCCCUCUAAUUUUUAUCAUGAACCUCAUCAUCCCAGCCUGCUUCAUGAUUGCUGUCGAUGUAUUCAGUAUGUUCAUGAGUUCGUAUAGUGAGAGGCUAAAAUUCAAAAUCACUGGGCUCUUAGGAUUCUCGGUGCUUUUGACGAUUCUGAAUGACAUGCUCCCUAAUUCUGACAGUCCACCAAUUUUGGGUAUAUUCUGCUGUGUAUGCAUGGCACUGAUGAUUUUCAGUAUAGCUGGCUGUGUGGGUAACGCCUACAUGAUGGACCUAUCUUUAAAAGAGAAACAUGUCCCUCAAUGGAUGAAAACAUUAAUUCUGCACUGUUUAGCAAGUUUACUGUACAUGAAGCCAAAUGCUGUAGAGAGCAAUCAAGUCACAGUCGUCAUAGAGAACACAGAUUCCCAUGAGACAAAUAAAGAAGGGUUUAAGAUGAAAAAUAGAUGGAAGAAGGAUUCACAAAAAGUAAAAAUCAGUCUGGAGGCACAGAUACUAACGAAGAUAUUGACAGAGAUUGAUAACAUUCGAGAAAACUCCAGGAAGCCUAGCAGCACAUUCAAUAUGGAGUCUGAGUGGAGAUUAAUUUAA